AUGGCUCAAUCACUAAAACUCCCAACUCUUCUCUGUUUCACCUUCUUCAUCAUAUCUUUGUUGCUUUCGCAAACACAAGCAAGAAACGUCCAAACCAUAACCGAACUAACCGAUCUGAACCAGAGUGUACCGGUGCAAGAGCAAGAGCCAGUCUUUGUCCGAGAUACAGGACAUGGUUAUGGUCUCUAUGGUCGUCGUGAGGGCCACACCAAGAAUGAAGAAGAUAACUCAAAUGAUAUAGACGACAAUGAUCAAUUUUACUAUAGGAGUGACGCUUAUGGGAACCGUAAUGGUAGAUUCUAG
This is a messenger RNA of Microthlaspi erraticum, 303 nucleotides long. Lineage: Eukaryota; Viridiplantae; Streptophyta; Magnoliopsida; Brassicales; Brassicaceae. The record is from the annotation of a GenBank genome assembly.